Molecule: messenger RNA, 1016 nt
Organism: Schizophyllum commune H4-8
Lineage: Eukaryota; Fungi; Basidiomycota; Agaricomycetes; Agaricales; Schizophyllaceae
Product: NAD(P)-binding protein
Exons: 4
Coding region: 128-883 (251 amino acids)
Molecular function (GO): oxidoreductase activity
Source: RefSeq, a predicted model, not a curated record
GACCCGAUGACAGAACUGGGGGGAGUCACUGUACUAUACUCGAAGGAUACAAAACGACAGGGAGCGGCGAGCGCUAGAACUCACUCACACCAAGCGCUCACAGUGCGGUGCUCACUAUAGCAUCGUCAUGUCUCCCACCGUCUACCUUGUGUCAGGCGCGAGUCGUGGCAUUGGACUUGCUAUUGUGACAUUGCUGGCCGCUCGCCCUGACGCCGUUGUCUUUGCCGGUGCUCGCGAGCCCGCUGGGGCUACUGAGCUUCGGGAGCUCGCAGAAGCGCAUCCCGACCGUUUUCACGUCGUCAAGCUCAUCUCGCCGGACAAGGCCAACAACAUCGUGAUCGCAGAGGAAAUCAAGCGCGUCGCGGGGCGGCUCGAUGUUGUGAUCGCGAACGCAGCCGUCGCCGACGUCUUCGACUCAGCCCUCGAGCUACGGACAGAUGAUAUGAUCAGGCACUUCGAGGUCAAUACCAAUGGCCCUCUCGUCCUGUUCCAGGCGACGUACCAGCUCCUGAAAGAGAGCAAGACGCCUAAGUUCGUAGCCAUCUCCUCCGGAUUUGGCAGCAUUGCGAAUGCGGGCCAGACCUCGAUGCUCAUGUACCCCUACGGCGCGUCCAAGGCCGCCCUUAACUGGGUUGUGCGUAAGCUCCAUCGCGACUUCCCCGAAUUUGUCAUUUUCCCCAUAAGCCCGGGUACCGUCGCGACCGACGGGGCGCGACAGGCGUACGACAAGACUCCGGGAAUCGAGCAAUUGCUCGCUGCUUUCCCUCCUAUUUCUGCAGAAGAGAGUGCACGUGGUGUCCUCGAGCAAAUCGACGUCGCGACCAGGGAGACGCACGGCGGGCAGUUUGUGGACUACACCGGCCUCGGCAAGUGGGACUGGUAGAAGCGAGGAGUGACAUGCUGGUAAGCCAGCCAUAGUGAUGUCGCAAUGAUAGCCAUAGCAUGUUGUAAAGAUAACUUCUGUACCAUGAUUCCCCGCAAUAGCAAGAAUAACGCCUGAAUACCUACAAAAAUGA